UGGCUCAGCUGACCGGUUGGUAGGCAGCAGAGGUGGCGCAGUAGAAGCUGCUGGCGCUGGGCCGCCGGGUGAUCUAGUCUGAGUAGUCAUGGCUGGAAAGAUAGAGGCAAAGUUAAAAGGUAACAACACUGUGGCGAGUAUCUUCGAAAGUAUGGAAUAUGGACCUGCCUCAGAAGAUGACAAAGUAGCCCAGGCAUGGCUAGAUGAUCACAAUAGGAAGUUUGGUCAUUUCAUCAAUAACAAGUGGGAGCACCCUGAAGAUCGCAAGACGUAUGAAACUAAAGAUCCAUGUCGAGGUACAGUCUUGGCAUCAACAGUUCAAGGUACCAAAGAGGAUGUUGAUUUGGCUGUUAAUGCUGCCAAAACUGCUUACAAGUCUUGGAGUGCCCUGUCAGGUCAUGCUAGAGCGAGGUAUUUGUACAGUAUUGCUCGUCAUGUACAGAAACAUGCCCGUUUGAUUGCUGUAGUGGAAGCCCUUGACAAUGGAAAAACAAUCAGAGAGACGCGAGAUUGUGACAUUCCUCUAGUAGUGCGUCAUUUAUAUUAUCAUGCUGGAUGGGCACAGCUGAUGGAUAAUGAGAUGAAAGGAUGGAAGUCCAUUGGUGUAGUUGGUGCCAUUGUACCAUGGAAUUUCCCACUGAUGUUAUUAGCUUGGAAAGUGUGUCCAGCUUUAGCAAUGGGAAACACAGUUGUCCUCAAGCCAGCAACAAAUACACGACUCUCUGCUCUACUGUUUGCUGAAAUAUGUGCCGAAGCUGGGUUACCUGCUGGUGUAUUCAAUGUAAUUACUGGAGGAGGAGCAAUGGGGUCUACCCUGGCAGUUCAUCCGGAUGUUGAUAAAGUUGGCUUCACCGGCUCGACAGAAGUUGGACAGAUAUUGAGGCAGGCUACAGCAGGAACUGGAAAAAAGCUCUCUCUAGAACUUGGAGGGAAAAGUCCAGUUGUGGUCUUUGAUUCUGCUGACUUGGACUCUGCAGUUGAAGGAGUUGUCGAUGCUAUAUGGUUUAACCAAGGACAGGUUUGCUCUGCAGGUUCACGUCUUUUAGUACAAGAAACUGUGUUUAGUACAUUCAUUGACAAACUUAAGCUCAGAAUGAAGUCACUUCGGAUUGGUUCAUCAUUAGACAAAACUCUUGAUAUGGGAGCAGUCAUUGAUCCAUGCCAGCAGAAAUUUAUAGCAGAGUAUGUUGAAGAUGCGAGGAAGGAAGGAGCAGAGGUUUGUAUUAUAUUUAUAAUUUUUCUUUAG
Messenger RNA from Macrobrachium nipponense, 1246 nucleotides. RefSeq names its product aldehyde dehydrogenase family 16 member A1-like. The record is from RefSeq and is a predicted model, not a curated record. Gene Ontology annotation, molecular function: oxidoreductase activity, acting on the aldehyde or oxo group of donors, NAD or NADP as acceptor. Bases 89 to 1246 code for a protein of 385 amino acids. The transcript has 7 exons. Lineage: Eukaryota; Metazoa; Arthropoda; Malacostraca; Decapoda; Palaemonidae.